This is a messenger RNA of Cariama cristata (Red-legged seriema), 1187 nucleotides long. It is a transcript of the gene KLHDC1, whose product is annotated as kelch domain containing 1. Bases 1 to 1179 code for a protein of 392 amino acids. Gene Ontology annotation, molecular function: protein binding. Lineage: Eukaryota; Metazoa; Chordata; Aves; Cariamiformes; Cariamidae. The transcript has 13 exons. The record is from RefSeq and is a predicted model, not a curated record.
AUGCAAAAAGCCCCAAAGAACAGCAUUAAGACUUUGAUGCUCGUCUUUGGUGUUCUGUAUUUGGAGUCAAUUGAAGAAAAUGAAGUUUAUCUGCCUAAUGAUGAGCUCUGGAUCUAUGAAAUGGAUAGCGGGUUAUGGACAAUGCACCUAAUGGAAGGAGAGUUACCUACCUCCAUGUCAGGAAGCUGUGGGGCAAGCAUUAAUGGGAAGCUGUACAUUUUUGGUGGAUUUGAUGAUAAAGGAUACAGUAAUCGGCUGUAUUAUGUUAAUUUGCGAACAAAAAAUGGAACCUAUAGGUGGAAAAAAAUUACAAAUUUUAAAGGUCAACCUCCUACACCACGCGACAAGCUUUCCUGCUGGGUGUAUAAGGACAGGCUAAUAUAUUUUGGUGGCUAUGGCUGUAGGAAGCAUAAUGAACUGAGUGAUUGUUUUGAUGUCCAUGAUGCAUUUUGGGAAGGACAGAUAUUCUGGGGAUGGCAUAAUGAUGUUCAUGUUUUUGAUACAACUACACAAACUUGGUCUCAACCAGCAAUUAGAGGUGGAGAUCCACCUCAGCCUCGAGCAGCUCAUACCUGUGCUGUGCUGGGAAAUAAAGGUUACAUCUUUGGAGGACGAGUGCUGCAAACUAGAAUGAAUGAUUUGCACUGCCUGAAUUUAGACACUUGGACUUGGUCUGGAAGAAUUAAUAUCAGUGGAGAGAAACCAAAAGAUCGAUCCUGGCACACGUUGACUCCGAUAGGAGAUGACAGACUUUUUCUUUUUGGUGGACUAAGUUCUGAUAAUGUUCCUUUAAGUGAUGGCUGGAUUCACAGCAUUACAACGAAUGGAUGGAAACAACUUACCCAUUUGCCUAAGAGCAGGCCUAGAUUGUGGCAUACAGCCUGCCUUGGAAAAGAAGGAGAAGUGAUGGUGUUUGGUGGAAGCAAAGAUGACUUGCAUUUCAUGGACACAGGUCACUGCAGCGACUUGUUGAUAUUUCAGACUCAGCCUUAUUCACUCCUCAGGUUGUGUCUUGACUGCAUUGGUAAAAAUGCAACUCUCUUACAGAAUCAAAUACCAUGCUUGCCAUCAAAACUUUUGCAGCAAGUUCUGAAAAAAAUAACCUUCUGGGCUGCAGUUAACCACCGGCAAGAGAAAAAAGCUGAAACUGAAAGACAAAGUCAACUAAAUACCACAUGAACAACGGC